Molecule: messenger RNA, 843 nt
Organism: Aureobasidium namibiae CBS 147.97
Lineage: Eukaryota; Fungi; Ascomycota; Dothideomycetes; Dothideales; Saccotheciaceae
Product: putative short-chain dehydrogenase/reductase
Exons: 2
Coding region: 1-843 (280 amino acids)
Biological process (GO): triglyceride catabolic process; phosphatidic acid biosynthetic process
Cellular component (GO): endoplasmic reticulum; lipid droplet
Molecular function (GO): acylglycerone-phosphate reductase (NADP+) activity; triacylglycerol lipase activity
Source: RefSeq, a predicted model, not a curated record
AUGGCGAAGAAAACAGUUCUCAUAACAGGCUGCAGUGAUGGUGGCAUCGGUGCCGCCAUGAGCAAAGCCUUUACCGAUCAAGGAUACCACGUCUUUGCGACACUCCGCAACACAUCCAAAGCCGCAUCGUUGGCACACACGGCCAAUGUUGAAAUAUUGCAACUCGAGGUGACAUCUUCCGAAUCUAUCAACCAGUGUGUACUUGAAGUUCAGAAACGCACUGGUGGUACCCUCGACGUCCUUGUCAACAAUGCUGGAGCAGACUUUGUCAUCCCUUUGCUCGAUGUCUCGAUUGAGGAAGCCAAGAAGCUGUACGACGUCAACGUCUGGAGCAUCCUGGCUACCACACAGGCCUUUGCGCCGCUGCUCAUCAAGGCCAAAGGAACAAUCUGCAACAUCAGCUCUAUCGCAGCAACCAUGCCACUUGCCUGGAGCGGAGUCUACAGUAGCUCAAAAGUUGCAGCAAAGCAGAUUUCAGAGACCUUGAGGGUUGAAAUGCAGCCACUGGGUGUGACUGUCAUCACCGCCGUGGUCGGUGCCGUCCACACGCCAAUCCACGAUAAGGCAGGCGAAUUGGUACUGCCUGCAAGUUCCUACUAUCGGAGCGUCAGAGAGACCAUCAAUGACCAGAGAAAGGGGCUGAAGAAGCCUGGCAGUCAGGAGGUCGACGUCACGGCCAAGAGCCUCGUCAACGACGUUGUUGCAGGGCGCGCAGGACUCACUUGGCGUGGAGGCACUGCUACCCUCGUGCGCUAUUUAAGUUGGUUAUUGCCUUCGGGGCUCUUUGAGCAUGUGAUCAAUGACGGUCGAGGACUGGAAGAUGUCUCCCUAGGAAAGGGAUAG